GGAAUAUUAGAGUUUACUGUAGAAUAAGGCCUGCUUUCGAUGCAGAAGCGAAAAUUGUCGUAGAUUUCAUUGGAGAAGAUGGUUCUUUGGUUGUAAUUGUUCUACUAAAACCCUGGAAAGAUGGGAGGAAACUUUUCGAGUUUAACCGUGUUUUCGGUUCAAGUGCCACUCAGGAAGAUGUAUUUCGAGACACUAAACCGCUUGUAAGAUCAGUGAUGGAUGGUUACAAUGUAUGCAUUUUUGCUUAUGGUCAAACUGGAUCUGGGAAAACAUAUACUAUGUCUGGCCCGGGAGGUGAAUCAACAAAGGAAUUUGGAAUCAAUCAUUUGGCUCUGAAUGAUCUAUUCCUAUUAUCUGAUGAAAGGAAGGACAUCAUGAGUUAUAAUGACCAAAUUCGUGAUCUUCUUGCAGACGAUCCUUUGCUUACUAAAUAUCCUUUCAUUGUGAUUUUUCCGUAGUUUACAUCAGAUUUCAUGAGUUAAUUUGAGACACUUCCAAGGCAGAAAAGUGAAAUAAUUGCACCCUUAACUGUUCGUUCAUACAUUGUAAAUUAGAAGCUGCAUGAACGGAAACGGUCUACCUCUGCCUGAUGCU
Messenger RNA from Capsicum annuum, 594 nucleotides. RefSeq names its product kinesin-like protein KIN-14L. The transcript is spliced from 3 exons. The record is from RefSeq and is a predicted model, not a curated record. NCBI's taxonomy places the organism in Eukaryota, Viridiplantae, Streptophyta, Magnoliopsida, Solanales, Solanaceae. Gene Ontology annotation, biological process: microtubule-based movement. The annotation marks the transcript as partial. Gene Ontology annotation, molecular function: microtubule motor activity; ATP binding; microtubule binding.